Molecule: messenger RNA, 1902 nt
Organism: Scylla paramamosain (green mud crab)
Lineage: Eukaryota; Metazoa; Arthropoda; Malacostraca; Decapoda; Portunidae
Product: caspase-1-like
Exons: 8
Coding region: 194-1300 (368 amino acids)
Biological process (GO): proteolysis
Molecular function (GO): cysteine-type endopeptidase activity
Source: RefSeq, a predicted model, not a curated record
UUUAGUGGCAUAUGGAAAUCCCAUGUAGAUGCUGUGUGUUAUCUUUGUCUGUGCCACAUAUCAUAGUGCGUCAGACCCAGAAAGGCACCACUUGAAAGACCUCUUCAGCUGGAGCCAACGCUUUAAACAGUUUUUAGUGUGUAUCUUCUAAUUGCAGCAUUGAAUACCAGCACUUGGAAUCUUCACUCAUAAGAUGGCUUCACGAAGUGAGGGGAUUAUGCCAGUGACUGAGAGUGAUGUUAACCAAAACCUUCCAUUGCAUGAAGAUUCCAGUCCAGAAGCAGUGCAGAUUUCCAACCUUGAUGAUAAUGGUGAAAGUAACAUUCUCAUGCAGUUACUGGUGCACUUCAAAGAAGGUAAAAAUGUAUACUCUUAUUUUCAUUCCACCAGCCAAAGAAAACAAGUACCACUUGAAAACAUGGUCCCAGAUGACAGUGAUACUCGCUGGAUGGGCUGUGGACAACCCAUGAAAGAUAUACGUCCACAGGCUGCCAUGUCAGUGGGGAGAGAUGCUGACUUCUACAAGAUGGAUCACAAGAAGAGAGGACAAGCCAUUAUCUUUGUGCAUGACCAAUUUGAUGAUAUUAAUCUACAACCACGGACAUGUGCUAAACAUGACACUGCUAUCACCAGGCAUGCCUUUGAACACCUUAGCUUUGAGGUGAAGGAGCACUGGAAUCUGAAAAAAAGAGACUUCUUGGCAACACUUCACCAAGUGAGCAGUGAAAACCAUCACAACAGUGACUGCCUGGUGGUGGUAUUCAUGAGUCAUGGUAACGUCAAUAACAACAAGGAGUUUCUGUGCACCCAAGACUUCAAGGUUGAUACAGAAGAGUUGUGGAAGAACUUCACAGCAGAUAAGUGCCCAAGUCUUGCAGGGAAGCCCAAAUUAUUCUUUAUACAAGCAUGCAGGGGUGACAACAUUGACAAGGGUGUGAAGAUGAAGCAUACUAAAGCCCUCAAUGUCCAGGUAGACUGUAUGCAUCGUAAAGAAGAUUACGUCAUCCCAUUGCAUGCUGACAUGCUCAUGAUGUGGGCCUCCUAUCCUGGUAUGUUUGCUUUCAAAUCAUACCAGAAUGACAUAAAUGGAAGUGUUUUCAUCCACUUCCUUAGUAAGGUGUUGAUACAGGAUGGCAGGACGUGUGACCUCUUCACUUUACUGCUGCGGGUGACGCGGGAAGUGGCAACACGGUAUGAAUCAUACACCCCACAGAGUAAUCUCCUUCAUCAGAACAAACAGACUCCCUACAUGGUCUCCACUCUGAUGCGCAAAUUGGUUUUUCCUGUCUGGAAAUCCUAAACCAAAUGACUUAAAAGAUGUAGGCAGAUUCUAAUACAUAUCCUUGUGAAGACAGUAACAUCCAGUCAUUGAUAUACAGCACAGACAGACCUGGGAGGUUAAGAGAGACUUCUAUGGCUCCCAGUGGAAUUUUUUAAAUGCUCUUUUCUUUUGUCAUAAUGACAUCAUGUAUGAUAGUGGUUAUUGUGGUGUUCAGAAUUUUAUUCUUAACCCCCUUUGUUACCAGAUUUUACAAAUGUUGUAUGUGUAUACACGAAUUCAUUUAGGCUGCAGAAUCAGUGUUGUACAUGCAUACAACAUAACUAUAACAGGAGUGUAUGGAGCCUUUUGAAAGUCAGUGGAGCACCUAUGAGGACAACUAAGCAGGGGCAUCAUGCCACCUUGUAUGACUGUAAUACUUUCAUUUUGUAUGGGCAUUAUAUGUUGUUUAUAAUUUUAUAUGCAUACUCAUCUAAUCAUGCUAGAUAUAUUAUAUAGAAAAUUAUCACAGCUGGCACCUCGACUAUCUCUCUCUCUCUCUCUCUCUCUCUCUCUCUCUCUCUCUCUCUCUCUCUCUCUCUCUCUCUCUCUCUCUCUCUCUCUCUCUCUCUCUCUCUCUCUCA